GAGGAGCGGGAGGGAGGCAGGGCAGCGGCGCGGGGCGGAGUCUGCAAACUUUCGCUUCGAGAGCAUUGUGGGAAGCAGCCAUGGUCUGAUGCGGGCGCCUCACCUGUCAGCCGCGCCGGCUCCAGCGCUCGCGUCUCGCCCUCGCGUCCCCCGCGCUCGUCCCUCGCCGGCCGGGGACGGCGGCGGCCCGGCCACCAUGAUACAUUUCAUAUUGCUCUUCAGUCGACAAGGGAAAUUACGGCUGCAGAAAUGGUACACUACUCUCCCUGACAAGGAAAGGAAAAAGAUCACGCGCGAAAUUGUUCAGAUUAUUCUCUCCCGAGGUCAGAGAACAAGCAGUUUUGUUGACUGGAAGGAGCUAAAACUUGUUUAUAAAAGGUAUGCUAGUUUAUAUUUUUGCUGUGCGGUAGAAAAUCAGGACAAUGAGCUCUUGACCCUAGAGAUUGUGCAUCGGUAUGUGGAGUUGCUGGACAAAUACUUUGGAAAUGUCUGUGAGCUAGAUAUUAUCUUUAAUUUUGAAAAGGCUUAUUUUAUCCUGGAUGAGUUUAUCAUCGGUGGAGAGAUUCAGGAAACAUCCAAGAAAUCUGCUGUCAAAGCCAUUGAGGAUUCUGAUAUGUUACAGGAGACAAUGGAAGAAUACAUGAACAAGCCUACCUUUUAACCAUACAUCUACUUGAAAACUACAAGUGCUACGUGUUAUGAACCUGUAAAUAAGCAGUGCCUUGAAUUUAGUUAGAUGACAGGGCUUCUGGCACCAUGCCAAAAAUAGCUUAAAAGGGAUUUUUUUUCACUAGCAAAAAUUAAAGUUGUUUGAUAUAUUUAUCAUUAUUCAUAUCUGUAUUAUACUGUAUAUGACUGCUUGGAUGUUAAAAAAACUGCUUCAUAGUUCAAUAGACCGAAUGUUUGCAGUGUUUUAACUCCAUGUCAUAUUUUUGAGCGAAUUUAAAUAAAUUUGUUGCAGUGUGUUUUGUUGCAUUUGAUCCUCUUCUGACAGGAUGGAAACUGUAUUAUAAUCCAUGAUUUUGAGUGUAAAGUAUAUCUUGUAAUAUUUUUUCUAAAUGUUUAGCUUUUUAAAUUGUGUAGUGAUACACGUAAUGCUGUCAUUUCAAUCCAGAUACAGAGUAUCUGAUUUUGAUGUCCUGAAGUCAUUAAUUUUUCAGGGCUGGAAUUAAGGAAAACAACCAAAGAUAGUAUAGGACUUAAGUGCUUUUGUUAUUGUUAUUUUAAAUUUUAUUUUAUUUUUAAUUGGGAGAUAAUGACUGGACUUAUAUGUUUUGAUGCCUUAGAAGCUGCUAUCUAGGCAAGGUUUUAAUUUUACCUUUUAAUUGAAUAUGAGGGGCAUUCCAAUAAGGUUGUGUUUUCUACAAGCUCUGUGUAUUUAUUAAGAUUUUGAUACAUCUGAAAAUAGUGUCUAUAAUGUCCCUUAUCAUAAAUAGUAUAAUAAAGAUUAAUAACAGCAGCAAUAAUAGUUAUUAAUACUGCUAUUUUAAUUAUCUUUUAUGUUACAAGUACCCUUAGUUGCUUGAGAUAUUUUUGUUUCCAAUAUGUUUUCAUGUAUAUCUAAUAUAUUUGAAGACUUACUGUUUAUUAGGGUUGCUUGGAACAUUGAAUAUUAUUGUUGCCUGAAUAGUAUGUGCCUUUCUCCUUUUUCUUUCCUCAUCUCCCGAAGGAAAUAUUUGCUGCUGCCUGUUAUUAUUGUGACUAUGUCGCACUCAUGCUUCCUGAAAUGAAAGUUCUAUAUAACGAGGUAGUAAAAGUGAUCAGACCCUCUAGGGAGAACUAACUUCUACUGUUCUGUCUUGGUGCCCUGUUUUGAUGUCUUACCUGUGCAUUUUCAGCAUGUAUUUGAGGUCAAAUAUCAUGUUGCAGUGGUUAGGGAUCCUUUAUUGUUCUUCCUAAGAGAACAGUGUGCUUGCUGUUGGAGAAUCCAACAUGAGAGAAAAAUGUCCUCUUUAACUGAUCUUGCCAGACAUACUUAGGGAAAAAUGGCUGGAGAAGUGUGGAAGAACAUGAG
Molecule: messenger RNA, 2014 nt
Organism: Capra hircus (goat)
Lineage: Eukaryota; Metazoa; Chordata; Mammalia; Artiodactyla; Bovidae
Gene: AP1S3
Product: adaptor related protein complex 1 sigma 3 subunit
Exons: 5
Coding region: 89-661 (190 amino acids)
Biological process (GO): vesicle-mediated transport; intracellular protein transport
Cellular component (GO): membrane coat; intracellular membrane-bounded organelle; AP-1 adaptor complex
Molecular function (GO): clathrin-cargo adaptor activity
Source: RefSeq, a predicted model, not a curated record